This is a messenger RNA of Periconia digitata, 1995 nucleotides long. Lineage: Eukaryota; Fungi; Ascomycota; Dothideomycetes; Pleosporales; Periconiaceae. The record is from the annotation of a GenBank genome assembly.
GUGGUGUGCAAAGGUCCAGUAAGCAAACCAAUAAGAGUCUGCCAAGUUCACUGGCGAGUUUCCCCCUCCCAUCUUAAUGACAAGGGGUGUUCAGCUUAUAACCCCACCAAUUUGACCAAUAUGCGACUUUUACAUACUCAAAACCAAGUGUUUGCAUCGUUCGACGGCGAAUCGGUACCUCCAUAUGCGAUCCUUUCUCAUACUUGGGGCUCGGAGGAAGUCACCUAUCAAGAUAUGGUGGCUUGGAUAAGCAGGGAAGAGAAAUGUAGUAUUCACCAAAAGAGAGGUUUCUUCAAGAUUGAGCGUGCCUGUCAUCAAGCAUUUCAUGACGGUUUAGAAUGGGUGUGGAUUGACACGUGCAACAUUGACAAAAGCUCUUCGUCAGAGUUAUCAGAAGCCAUUAAUUCCAUGUUUCAGUGGUACAGAAAUGCAGCUGUCUGCUAUGUGUAUCUCGAGGACAUUAAAUACGAUGAUCUAGAGCCAUCGGAAGGUGUCGCAAGAUAUAAACUCGAAGUUCUACGAUCAGCCAGAUGGUUUUCUCGUGGGUGGACUCUGCAGGAGUUGAUUGCUUCGGAGAAGAUCAACUUUUUUUGUACUGUUCCAGAGAACACUCAAUGGUGGUUUAUAGGGUCCAAGGAAACAGAAUCCAAGUACCUGGCAGCAAUCACUGGUAUCGACAGAGCUGUACUGGAGGAUCCUGAUCUUCUCCCCACCGUGAGCGUGGCUCGUCGUAUGUCAUGGGCGGCGCGCCGACAAACAACCCGACCCGAAGACAUUGCUUAUUGCCUACUUGGGGUCUUUCAAGUGAACAUGCCUCUUCUAUAUGGCGAAGGGGCAAAUGCCUUCAUCCGAUUACAAGAAGAGAUUCUCAAAGAUUCUGAAGAUGAGUCUUUAUUCGCCUGGACAGAACCGGAAGCAUCCAUCAAUCGUCAACAGAAUGACGGUAUCUUAGCCACGCAUCCAAGAGCGUUUAGCGAGUCCUCUCAGAUCGUCCCGUACGCGUCAAAGCUAGAGCCAUAUGCCAUGACGAAUCGCGGUUUACGCAUCGAAUCACGUUUCAUUCCCUUCAUCGAUUCGAAUUCAUCUUAUCGUCAAUCGAUCUCCUGUAUCCUGCAUUGCCGCUACGAAAGCACCUUUGAAAGCUCCAUCUCCAUUGCAAUUGAAAUGGACACUUCUACAGGUAGAUACCGGAGAUCAAGAGACAGGAACUUGCGGACUUUGCGAACCAUCAGCAAUGACAUAGCAAAGAUUGCUUCUACAAGGACAAUCUACAUCCACAAAUGCGGGCCCUUCCGCACACGCGCACUCCGCCAAUGUCACAUCUCCAAUUAUCCAACUUCCAAUGGAUUCAAACUAGAAGCAGCUAUUGCCUCGCAGAUUGAGCAUGCAAUUCCUAUCGGUGGUCUUCUUCUCAAUGGGACGCCGGAGUAUGCUCCAGGCAAAGUAAAAAUCCCUUGGAGUCUAAAGCACCGUGCCUUGAUUGCCCCAGCAACAACACACGGAUAUUUCAGCGCUCUAUGGUUCUCUCGGGCAUCUUCUGGUGACCGAAGGAGUAAUAGUGAAGGUUUCAUCGCGCUCAUGAUCUUACCCAACAAAGUUGAAGACUUCGAUACAGCACCACCCCCAGGGGUCUUUUUGACGCCUCUCAUGAAAACACCUAACCGAUCGGAGCUUCACCUCCCGCUGGAAACCGGUUUCAAGAAGAUCGAAUCAUGCGAAUCUACCUUAGAUCUUGGAGAUGGCAUUGUUGUUGCCAGUUUGACACUGGAAGAUCAAUUCGGUGACGACACCUUCGUUCUUGAUAUCGUAUUUAAGCAUACGGCGAGUCACGCCACUGCUGAACCUCAAAGCCUGAAAGUGGUACCACCACCGGAAAUCAAAGUCUUCGAUUCUCAAAACCAAGAUAUCACUCUAUUUGGACAUGAAAAUCUGGGUGUGUCUGGGUCUAGCCAAACUCCACAAAGUUGCGGUUUGCUGCGACUUCCUACCGACUGA